AGAAGUAUACAAAACAACAAAGUGAUAAUUUCAAUGAACAUACGGAAUAAAUUUGUUUUUAUCAGCAUUUCUCCAAAAAAAUUUCACAACUAUAUUGCGUAGCUUUUAGUGCAGUUUAUUAGUAAAGCUUAAACUUAAAAAUGACCACAAAAUAUGCUAUGCUGGCACGGACAUCACGUUUGCAGUCGGUUGCAUCGACUGAGGAGCUUGAAGAAGCUUCAACAGAGCUGCAGAAUUUCACAGUUGCUGCUGGCACACUCAUAAAAGUUGCAUCAGAGCCAUCAGCUCCUACGCACAACUUACAAGUGUUUGUUUAUGAUCCAGUGCUCCGUGAACCCAACACAACGCGCAUAUAUCAAUGCGCGCAAGAUAGUUUAUUGCCCGUGUCUGAUGAUUUAUGGCCAUUUAUCGUGAGCAUACCAGAACCAAACCGUCGCUUGCAACUUGUACAAGAUAGCAGUCGUUGUAACUGGUUAUAUACCGCAAUGCCAGGUGAUGUAGUUAGUGUACCGGCUCGCUACUUUGAUCGUGAUGAUUUUAGGCUUUUUGACUGCAUUAUUUGUUAUAUUGGUCCAGUACCGGAAAUACAUCCAGUUGGUUAUUUCUUUGCCUUGGAAUUGCUGGAUGAUGUUCAAUCUCCACAAGCUGCUGAUAUAUCUUUUACAAGGAAAUAUUUCGCUUGCGAUGCGGAUGCGGCAAUAUUUAUUACAGCUGAUCGCAUUUUACCGACACCAUCAUCGCAAGACGAAGAAAUCGAAAGUGCAAAUGAAGCGCCAGAAAAUAGCUGGUCUUUCACUAAUUUUAUACAAAAUACCGUAGAUAGUAUUCGUGCAUCACUGCCGUUAUAGGUGCUAGCAUUAAAUUAAUAACUGAUAAGAUGAAAUUUGGAGGAGAUAUUUCAUGAAAUUUCAUCAUUUUUUUUCAUAAUGGAUUCCAUACUAUAUUUAAUUUCGUAUAUACAUAAAUAUAAUAAUUACUUAUUUUUUAA
Molecule: messenger RNA, 988 nt
Organism: Bactrocera tryoni
Lineage: Eukaryota; Metazoa; Arthropoda; Insecta; Diptera; Tephritidae
Exons: 2
Coding region: 141-848 (235 amino acids)
Source: RefSeq, a predicted model, not a curated record